This is a messenger RNA of Somion occarium, 548 nucleotides long. Lineage: Eukaryota; Fungi; Basidiomycota; Agaricomycetes; Polyporales; Cerrenaceae. The record is from the annotation of a GenBank genome assembly.
GCACGGCGAGACAUAUCAGAAGUAGAAAGCUGCGACUAACUAGGAACAUCAUGAGCGAGCCGAAUGUCAUUAGCGUAUACGGUAUAAUAGAUGCGUACUGUGGAGAUGAAAACAUACUGCAUAGGGCCUCUCCAACAUGAUAUACUAUCAACGAUUCUUGGGCUUUACAAUCUUAACGCCAGACAACGUGGGUGUGCUUCUUCGAGGUGCAGACGAGGUACCCGUGGUCGUCGAAGGCGCGACGCGAAGUCCUGGAGACGCAGGUUUUGUAGGUAGCGGAUUCACAAUGGGUAAGGAGGGCAACGAUGCAGUAGAGCGAACUGACUGCCUUUCAGCGCCUCUCGUAGCAGCUCUUGGGGUGGAUGUCGAGGAUGAUGAAGUCGUCACUCCUAUAGGUUUUGGAGGGAGCGAAGGAUGGAGUGGAACAUCGGGCUUUGACUGUUCCAAUUGCCGUAGCUUGGCCUCCAUCUUCGCGAUCUUGUCCUCAGUACUAUGAAAAGAACACAAGUAAACCGGUUGCAAUAUCGAUAAAUGUGGAUACACCGAAC